AUGUCAAGAACUUUCUCCAUAUGCUCGUUCAUACUAUUAUUACUAUCACUAUCACCACCAUUACUAAUAAACAAAUCACCAACAAAAGCACAAGCCUACAACAUUUACAAGUUCACAGAGACCGACCCGGGUUUAAUAGCACAAAGCAGCCAACACUUUAACGACUUAUCAUUUUUCCUAUGGCUAGCGAAACAAAAUCCAAACAACACUUGUAUACAGUCACGACAAUAUUUCCGGAUAAUUCGUCUAGACUUGAGUGUCAUACGAAUAGAUAUCGAUUUGCCGUCGCCAAUGCAAUCAUUGGUGUGUGAAAAGUGGGGUAAUAAGGUUUUUAGUAAAGUUCUGAAGCUACCGUAUUUUCUGGUAUCAUAUAUCAAUGCAACAAAGAAAAUUGGCACGGAUAAUGAUUACAAUUAUCAUCGUGUUGGGUUAUUGAUGGAUUUGGAUGGGACUGUCAAAGAUUCCUUUCAAAUGACUCCUAUACAAGAUUUUGCAAGUUCAGGGAUAUUAGUUGAAAAUCUUAAACCUGAUAAUGGAUUCUUAUGGCUAUAUAGCGUUUCAAUGAAUAAUACACUUGGAUGGAUAAAAUACAGCACAGUCAAUGAAAAUGGGAAAAUCACGCAACUCUCAAGCGGAAAUUUUUCGAUUGCAGCACAUUCUGCAAUUCCAUUUGCAAUGCUAGACGGGGGGUAUGGCCUAGCAUACGCACUAAACAAAACACACGAAACACAAUCAAACAAAGAUAAUAUUUCCGAAGCUUUAUUUGCAAACUGGGAAGUCUACGUGACAUUCUUACGACCAGCUGCUAAAGAAUUCAUGACACCCUUUCUCCUAUAUGGAACAACUCAGCAACUAAGUAAGCUAUACGUUUACUCUUGUAACUCGCCAUACGACGCUGAUGGUUUCAAGUGUCUGCUGAGAAUAGAAACAGGCUCCGGCAACAAAACACAAGUGCUAUUUAAGCAAGUGUGGUUUUUGACUAGUGGAUCAGUGUAUAAAAUUGAAGAUAUACCAUUAGCGAAUUCCAAAGAUGAAGUCAAUGAUAUUUCGACGUUGUUUUAUGGUGGAUUUUUAAUGACUAUUUAUAACAAGAAGGGAAUAGAUAAUAGCAGUGUUACUGGAUUUAUUUAUGAUUCAAAGGGAAUUGUGAAUGAAAAGUGGGAUAUUCCGGACAAUGUGCGUGUGUCGGAUGUUUAUGAUGUAUUACCGAAUAAUAGUUUGUGGGGUAUUUCUAAUGUCACUGAUACAAGUUUUAGUAUUGUAACUACUGAUUUGAAGAGAUUCAACGAUGACAAAGGAUACGGAAAUCCUAAAAUAAACAGUACAACUCCAGAAAUCAACGCCAAUGUCACCGAUACCUUAAAAAACAUCACUUUGACAUUCUUAAAACCGGUCGUACAGUCGACUGGUAAUAUCUCGAUCUAUCAAACAGACAUAAAUGGAGAAGAUUUAUUACGUCAAACAAUUUACGGAUUAUCUGGAUUUGUGUCGACAACCGAUAAUGAUUAUAGUGUCUCUAUUCAAAUUUUUCCGAGCACUUUUAAUCAGCCGGGCGCUAAUUAUUACGUGUUAAUGGAUAAUGAUUUCGUGAGAGAUAAGGAAUUAGCUGAACCGAUUCUUGGGAUUAAGAAGAAUGGGUAUCGGUUGCAUCGUAGUGAUAAUGACUCUGACCGUUAUUCAGACGGAACAACCUGUCUACUACGACUAACUACUGAAGGUUCUGGCUACUUUAAAAGUUUGUCAAAAGAGAAUAAAAAUUUAUUCUUCACCGAUAUUCGCAACGAAUUAAUCCGAAUCACACCAAUUGAAGCCAAUCGUCUUAGCACCUCAAAACGCUGGCAACAAGACUCCAAGACAGCUUCACAACAAGUGCUCAUGGAAUUUAAAGUUGAAGCAUUGCAAAAUUCAAAAAUUAAUACUAAGCGUAUAAUUACAGAUAUUGAUUUUUUGGUGCGGUUUAAAGCUUAUACGCCGAUUGCGUUAUCGAAUUCUACUUAUUUGCUUGAUGAGGAUUAUGGAUUUACUUCUGCACCUAAUUUAUGGGAAAAACUCAAGUAUAAACUGUUUUAUCUAGGUGGUGGAAUAAUACUUGUUUGCACAGCAUUUUUGUUUGGUUAUUUUCGAUAUCCAGAAGGAAAUAAUUCGAUAGUUUUUCAAUUCGCAUUGAUUUUUGUUGAUUUCACAUUUGAUAUUCUUUUUAUCAUAAACAACGGGCAAGACGUUUCAAAUCUAUUUUAUCCAAGUAUCAUCAUCCUUUGCCUCUCAAUAUCAUUUAAUGGAAUCCUAGUAUUCCUAAUAAUUCUCCGAGAAACCGCGCAAAACUACGAAUUUUCAAAAUGGUUCCACUCGAAUAUGCGCAUCACCACAAUUUUCACUAUUAUCAGCGGUGCCGAUGCUGAUGCAAUAAGAAUAAUCGGGUCACGAUUUGCAGGACUGAAGAUGUUUAGUGCCCCAUUUUCGAUAAAAGCUACUGGAUGGAUUUUUUGGGGGAGUUUUGCUACGUUAUUUAUCGAAGAUAUUCCACAGUUUACUAUACAGAUCUUAUACCAAAAAUACACAAUUGCAUACGACAUUAUUCCUUUUCUAACACUAGUAAUAUCCUCAGUGAUCCUCGUCAACAAUCUCAUAUUUCGAACAUUCCACGCAUUCCACUACUGUCGUAAUCGCGGCGAAUACACACCAACCUCACAAAAUCUUCAUGAGGAAGAUAUAACUGGAAUUUAUGAUGUGCCAAUAUCUUCAGCACCAAAAGAACCUCUACAUAUCGGAACGGCGCCUGGAUCUGGUUUGGGUAGUCCAAAAGUAACUUCUUUUGAGAGUGCUCGUAGGACUGGUGGUAGUAGUGUAAAUGGUUCAACACAUGUGCACGGCUAA
This is a messenger RNA of Ambispora gerdemannii, 2874 nucleotides long. The record is from the annotation of a GenBank genome assembly. NCBI's taxonomy places the organism in Eukaryota, Fungi, Glomeromycota, Glomeromycetes, Archaeosporales, Ambisporaceae.